This is a messenger RNA of Neurospora hispaniola, 621 nucleotides long. RefSeq lists its product as uncharacterized. Bases 94 to 468 code for a protein of 124 amino acids. The record is from RefSeq and is a predicted model, not a curated record. The transcript has a single exon. Lineage: Eukaryota; Fungi; Ascomycota; Sordariomycetes; Sordariales; Sordariaceae.
GAUGGAUGGAUGGAUGGACGAAGCAUUUUAUAGGAUCACUCGGUCGGUGGGAAAAGCAAGGAAAAGAAGGAAAAAGAGGAACAGCGAACGGGAAUGGAUGAUAUAUGGAUGAGUAGAAGGAUGGAUGGGAUGUGUGUGGUUCUACCUUUUUUUACCCCCCUUUUUUUUUUCCCUCUUCCUUCGCCCUCGGCCGUUUCCAUGCAUCCACAUUCUCAUUCCCUACCUAACCUCAUUUAUCAACCACCAUCGAUCACAACCACCACCGCGACCCCACAUUUUUCUCUUUUCUUUUCUUUUCUUUUUCCCUUCCCAUGGACCUCAGAAGCAUAUGUCAUCUUUUUAUUUUUCCCUGUAUCGAAGCAGCAGCUAUAUCGCAAACUGGAAGUGAGCGAGCGUGAAAGGAGAUUGACUAAGGAGACCAAGGAGACCAAGGAGACCAAGGAGACUAAGGAGACUAAGGAGACUUAAGGAGCGGAGGGAGAGGGGGACUGAGUGUGUAGGACGACGAUACCUCACGUACAGCCCAAGUAUGUGGUCACGAGUAGUCACAAGUAGUAGUCACAAGUAGUAGUAGUCCCUAAGUAGUCACAGGAGGAUAUACCCCCCAAAUAACAUGGAGAU